This is a messenger RNA of Dromaius novaehollandiae (emu), 3253 nucleotides long. It is a transcript of the gene NOXO1, whose product is annotated as NADPH oxidase organizer 1. Gene Ontology annotation, molecular function: phosphatidylinositol binding; protein binding; superoxide-generating NADPH oxidase activator activity. The record is from RefSeq and is a predicted model, not a curated record. The transcript has 8 exons. Gene Ontology annotation, cellular component: cytoplasm. NCBI's taxonomy places the organism in Eukaryota, Metazoa, Chordata, Aves, Casuariiformes, Dromaiidae. Gene Ontology annotation, biological process: superoxide anion generation. Bases 1085 to 2557 code for a protein of 490 amino acids.
CUGUUUCUGCUAGGUUGUGCCUUUGAAGCCGUUCUGGCUGCUGGGAUUAUCUGCGCUGGGCCCCCGGCUCCUACUUUCCUUGCCCUGCGGCGAUUGCCUGGCUCUUCCUUUGUCAGACCAAGCUAUCAGUUCUCCGUCUCCCGCUGAAGAACUUUUAUUGUCUUGGGUUGAUAUGAAAGCCCCAGAUCGAUGCAGGACGGAGAGCACAAAUUACUUGGGUGUCUGUGGUAUCUUUACAAGCCAGAAGCUUUGGGACUUUUUCCGUGACACCCCGGGGGAUUUGUUCAUCUUUUGCUUGGUCAAUGAUGGCAUCGACAUCUCGCAUUUCUUCCUGAGAGCAUGCAAACAUCGAUGUAGCUGCCAGAAACCUCUAUUACUAAGUGUCUUUUACUAAGCAGAUGCAAUAAAGCAUUAAAGGAAAGAGAUUCAUAAGAAACAGCUGGCACGCACAGCAGUCGCAUCUGACUUGUGGGUUACAGCAAGCCGUGUUUACGAUCAGUUUUGGGGAUCGGUGUGAAUUGCAGCCCCACAGUGCUGGUAACCAGAUGGGCAGGGAGCCGCAGGGAUCCCCUCCCCUUCAGAGGCAGCCCAGCACUUUUGAUGAAGACGCUGUAACGAGGAACCGUUUCCCCUGAGCGCUCGUGUCCCCUUGCACCCCAUGUUUUGCUCAGCUGCACAAACCGAAGUCUGCGCCGCAGCAGCGAGUUCCUCCGGGGAUGGAAGAUUGACCCAGCCUCAGGGAAGGGCCACUCUGGGGUUGCUCUGCUAAGGACCAGAUACCAAGACGCCUGUCCUUUCCCAGCUUUCCGAACUAUACCCCUGGCGUCUGCGCUCAGUGAUAACUGCAUCUUAAAAGCAGGGGAGCAAAUAAAAGGCAGGCGAUAGUUUGCCAAAUUAUGGAAUUUCUCCUUGUGUGUCUCUGGGUGGAGGAGGAAACGAGGAAGGCAAUUUCACAGCAGACGGCUUGGGAACGCCUCCUGCGCUCCCUCCCGCUCCGGCUAUUUAGCCUCCAGGAGGCCCUGCCUGGAGCUGCCUCCCGCAGGACUCCAUCCGCCCGCGCCGAGAGGGUCCGGCCUCCGAGACGAUGAACUGCAGCAGGUACCCGGUGGAUGUGAAGGCUGUAGGCGUGAUGCAAUGCCAAAAGCAGAAGAACUACAUGAUGUUUGUGUCCUGGUCAGAUCGAAACAACAUUCUCAUUUACCGGACAUUCGAAGAAUUUAAGAGAUUCCAUAAAGACCUGAAGAGAAAAUUCCCCAUUGAGAGUGGUUCACUGAGGAGAUCAGACCGGACUAUACCCAAGUUUAAAGAUGCAACUGUGAAGCAGAGAAAGAGCGGGAAGUUGAACAGGUCCUUGGAGAGAUUAAAACUGCUGGAAACUUACUCCCGGGAGCUGCUGAAAAUGGAUGCUAAAAUCUCCCAGAGUGAAAGUGUGAUUCAGCUUUUCAAGGCACAAACCCAAGACUUAGAUCCUUCCUUUCCUGAAAACAGUGUUGUGAUCAUGCCAUCAGAAAUUGGAGGGGAAAAGAAGAAACAGCCGCAGCAGCACCUCUCUAUUACCCAUCCACAGGCAUCUCAGAGCUACAGAUGUAUUGAAACCUUUGAAACCAAAGACACAAAAAACAAGACUUUCAAAGUUGCUGAGAAGGAAAUUGUUGAAGUGUUAAUCAAGGACAUGACCGGGUGGUGGCUAGUGGAAAAUGCAGACAAGCAGAUAGCCUGGUUCCCAGCCCCGUACCUGGAAGAGAUUGAUGUCCACAAGGACAUCCAGAAUGCCUUGAGCUCAAAAGAAGAGGGCAGCUUGUAUUUUGCUGUGCGAGCCUAUGAGUCUCAGAAGGCCGACGAGCUCUCUCUGAACAACGGGGUCAUCGUGGAGGUAGUUAGGAAAUCUGACGACGGCUGGUGGCUGACCCGGUACAAUGGACAUACAGGCUACAUCCCCUCCAUGUGCCUCCAGCCCUACAAGAAUCCUCACAGCAGGCUCCAGACCAUCAUGAGCUGCGGGCUCAACGCCUCCACCCCUAACCUCUCCUCCUCCCUGGGGGCUCUUCAGGCCCUGGACGAGGUGGCAGGAAAGAGCGUGGUGCAGGCUCGCCCUCCCCUUGACCAGACUGAAGGAGGGACUUCUUCAAGAAGCAGAUCGAGAUCUCUGCCCAGGGCCAGCUCCACUUCAGAUCUGGCGAGUGAUAGCUCGUCUCUCAGCUCAGGGAGCGAGCAGGAUGGCAGGCCAGGCUGGAAGCCCGACUUAUCAAGGUCUCUGCCUGAAGUCGAGCAGGCCAGGAGCUCUUUCCUGGGGAAGGCCUUGGUGACACACAACAGCAAGUCUCCACACCUCACCCACAAAGACAGGAACGAUUCUGGCUUUGUGGAGUCAUCUGCAGCUGAUUUAAGUUGCUCCCUCGCUGACUCAGACUCGGCUGCCCAUGUCCCCAAGGUGCCUGCGCGCCCCUCGGCCCAUGAGAUCCUGCAGAAGUGCAGCACCAUCACGAAGCGAGCCAUGCAGCAGUCAGCCUCCCGGCCGGCCCUCCUGCCCCUGCACACUCUCCAGAGCGUGCGGUAGCGUGCCUGCACCUCGGAGGGGCACAGCCGCUGCCCGGGCCAGCGCCGCGGCUGAACAAAACGCCAGCUACCCUCCUCGCCGCCGCUGCGGGCAGCUGGCACGAGGAGGGUCAGUGCUGGGGACUGCUGCUUUUCAAGGACAUGGUGCUUAGCUCCUGAUGGAACAGAACAUGUCUGUGAAAGUUACUCAACCAGGUUGUGCUUACUCAUUUUGCAGCUUGCAGGGAAAGGCCAAGGUGUGUGGAAGGGCUCUCAUGCCUGGGAAUGGUCAGCAGCUGCUGAAUGGCUGUCAGAACAGAAAAUACAUACUGGCAAAAUACAUCUGACCUUUCCCUGUAGAGACUUCUGUGCAGGCACAGAAGAAAAAACAGUUACAGUAUAGUUUGUUUCCUUACUGGGUAAGUUGUCUGGGGCCAGAGCUCAUGUUGAUGAAUAAAACAUCCCCCUUUCAAGGGGGUUCUGAUAUUUACUGAAAAUUACAGUAAUUCCUACCCCUAAACUCAUUUGCUAAACCUGAAUUAGAAAGUCAGAAAAAUCUAAGACUUCUAUAUAGAUUGUUACUUCUGAUUUUAGUUAAUCUUCCAGCUAUCUGUUAAUUUUUCUGAAACAAGCAUUUUAACCAAUGUGCAAUGUUUUUGUAUUGUUCUAGAUUACAUACAUUUCUGUCUCUGAAAUAAAUAAAAAACAUGUAAAUAUC